AGCAACCUCUCCUGGCUGUUCCUACGUGGGUGAUUACUUAGGUAGUUACCACAUCCAUAAUGAAUUGUUCAGAGCACAGACACCCCCUAUUAAUACCCGUACAACCAUCAACUGGCGUUAUAAAUCAUAGAAAAUGUCUGCACACAUAGCACUACCAACAGCACCAGCACCCCAAUCCCCUCUAGCUCGCUACCGCUUGCUUUCCCCUACGGCAUCGAUCCGGGUCAGCCCCCUAUGUCUGGGUGCUAUGAACUUCGGGAAUGCUUGGAAGGAUUUUAUGGGUGAAUGUGACGAGAAAACCACCGAAGACAUCCUCGAUUAUUACUAUAAUCAGGGGGGCAACUUCAUCGAUACGUCAAAUAACUACCAGUUCGAGGAGUCAGAGAAACGCAUUGGGGCAUGGAUGAAGAAACGUGGUAACCGAGACCAAAUGGUCAUCGCAACCAAGUAUUCGAUUAACUUCCACGCCGGGCCGCGUGGUAAGGGGGAGAUUAUGAUCAAUUUCACUGGCAAUGGUUCUAAGAGCCUGCACGUUUCGGUCCAUGCCAGCUUGGAAAAACUACAGACCAGCUAUAUCGAUUUGCUUUACGUACAUUGGUGGGACUUUUCUACCAGUAUCCCCGAGGUGAUGCAAUCGCUCAACCAUCUCGUCGCAGCCGGCAAAGUGCUUCACCUAGCCGUGAGCGACACGCCCGCUUGGGUUGUUAGCAAAGCCAACGAGUAUGCCCGCCAAAACGGCCUCCGGCAGUUCAGCGUGUACCAGGGUAAAUGGAGUGCGGCACAGCGGGAUUUCGAGCGCGAGAUCAUUCCCAUGUGCCGUUCCGAGGGUAUGGGUAUUGCUCCCUGGGGAGCUCUAGGGAGCGGGAAGUUCAAGACCGAGGAGCAACGCAAAAGUGACGCCGGCCGCAAAGUCCAAGCUACCGAGGAUGACAUCAAAGUCAGCAAGGUGCUUGAAGCGGUUGCCAAGCGAAAGAACACUCUCAUCACAAGUAUUGCUCAGGCCUAUGUUUUCAGCAAGACGCCCUACGUAUUUCCCAUCGUUGGUUGCCGUACUAUCGACCACCUGAAGGGAAACAUCGAUGCCCUGAAUAUUAAACUGUCUACGGAGGAUAUUAAGGAGAUUGAGGCUGCGAUUCCAUUUGAUGUGGGAUUCCCUAACAACUUCCUCUACGGAGCCGAAGUACCUGAAACUCCUGGCCAACUGUGGAUGUUGAGCGUUGGUGGUACUAUGGAUUACGUGCCGGAGCCAAAGCCUCUUGGCAGGGAGUAAACUUUCGCUGCUCUUCUCUCUUCUACUGGCUCUAUAGUUAGGAUGUGUUAGGGUUAGUAAAAAGCAACAUCAGCACACAAUACUAAAUAUAAAAGUUGACUUGCUAUAUCAUUACUUGUAGUAUUAAUAUGGAUGCUAAUUUACUGAGGUAAUACUCG
Messenger RNA from Daldinia loculata, 1428 nucleotides. RefSeq names its product Aldo/keto reductase. Lineage: Eukaryota; Fungi; Ascomycota; Sordariomycetes; Xylariales; Hypoxylaceae. The transcript has 3 exons. Bases 134 to 1270 code for a protein of 378 amino acids. The record is from RefSeq and is a predicted model, not a curated record.